GGGGGCAUGCUCCAGGUGAACCCGACAUCACGGCCCACGGUCAUCGACGUGACUGAGCGACUGCAGGAGAUGGGCGAGGCCAAGAACGUGCGGCUGGAGGACUCGCCGGGCCUGCGUGGUCCAAACCCGGUGGCUGGUGGUGCAUCCCAGGGCGACACCAGUGCAGCACCGCACAGCGUGCCGAACUCCACUUCUGCACCGCCCAGUCGGCCACCUCCACCAACCCUCAACGUCCACGGGGGCACAGUUCCCGCGGCGGCUGCUCCUCUUCCGACGACAGCGGAAGGAAGCUGGGGCAGCGCAGGCCUCCUGACGUCGCUACGUGGCGGCGCAGGUAGCCUGCUCAAGCGCCUCGGGGACACCUCCUCCAAGGUCAUGCAAAUUGCCCAGCAGACAAUGGGCAAGGCUGACUUGGACUUCAACUACAUCACAAGCAGAAUUGCCGUGAUGUCGUACCCCGCGGAAGGGCUGGAGUCAGCGUACCGUAACCACGUGGAGGAUGUGAGGACGUUACUGGACACCCGGCAUCGGGGUCACUACGCCAUCUACAACGUGUCGGGCCGCGCCUACUCGUCGGCCAAGUUCGAGUGCAAGGUCACCGAGCGGGGUUGGCUGGCACGGAAGGCCCCACCCCUGCACACCCUGUUCAACCUGUGCCGCUCCAUGCUGGCCUACCUGAACCAGGAUGGCCGUAAUUUGUGCGUCGUCCACUGCCUCGACGGCAAGUGUUCGUCAGCAGUGCUGGUGUCGGCGUUCCUGGUGUUCUGCCACCUGUUCGACAGCCCCGAAGAGGCCCUGCAGAUGUUUGCUGUUCGCCGGUGUCCUGUUACCCUCUGCCCUUCCCAGAUUAGGUACAUCCAAUACAUGUCACAGAUGGUCUCCCAGAACCACCAGGUGUUGCCGCACCGGUUCCCACUGCAGAUUGUGGCGCUCAUGCUGAAGCCCGUUCCUAUGUUCACUAAGCUCAGGGAUGGAUGCCGGCCUUUUGUGGAGGUCUACGUUGGGGAGGAGCGUAUACAUACUACAUGCCAGGAGUACGAACGAAUUGCUCAUCACAACUAUGCAGAGAAGCAGCUGGCGAUUCCGCUGAAUGUCACAGCUGCAGGAGACGUGACAAUCGCAGUCUACCAUGCUCGGUCAUCGUUUGGGAAGGUGUCACCGGUCAAGAUUUGCCAGGUCCAGCUGUACUCUGGAUUCGUGGCUCCCGGCACAACACAGUUGACGUUUUGCAGGCAUGAACUUGACGGCAUCGAGGAGCUGGACCGGUACCCAGAGGGCUUCCAGCUGUCCCUUGAGGUCCGGGUCGGUGACACUCCUAGCCCAAGGCUCACCAACGGUCUGUGGGCCGACCUCGAGCACUUGGAGACAAACGCUGCCAUCCUGUUCAGUACUGAUGAAGAGCUUGAGGCCUGCAUUGGUCACUUCUCAAGGAAUGCCCCUGCAAGGCCUCCUCCACCCGCGACGCCCAGCUUGCCAAGUAGGGACACUUCGCCGCAGCACUCGGAGAGUGACGGUCCGAGUGCCACCACAUCUGCAGAGACUCUGCUGGGACCGAUGCGCAAGCUUUCAGCAGCGGAUGGUGGAAAUGAGGCAGCUGUCAACAGCAACGCGGUGCCUCCGCCGCGGCCCAAGGCCAAAGAGGUGGACCUGCUCAACCUAGCGAGCUUCUCCAUCGACGACAGCAGCAGUGGCGAGGCGCAAGCACCCCCGGACCGCACGGUGGACGACCUUCUGGGCACAUCCUUGUCCAACCAGCCGACAUCAAACUUUGACCUUCUUGUCAAUCACAGGUCUGCGCAGCCUCCACUGAUCGGCGACCUCUCGUCGUCCGGCACGCCAGCCUUCGACCCAUUUGCCGCCAAUUCCACCGGGUCAGCACCAUCAACGGUGCCCACUGUCAACCUGUUGGAUGCCAAGUCUCCAACUGCCACCAAGGGCGGGGCCGACCUCUUCGACCCGUUUGGAACGGCCACCCCGGCUUCUGCUGCUCCCGGCUGGGCCAACACCAGCGUCAGUGCGGGGAACACACCACAGCACAAGCAGGGUGGCAUCCCAAACAGCGUGUCAGCUUUCAACAUGGCUGCCACUUCGACAGCGACAGCUCAGAGCGGAGGGGGUGCCGCCAAGCACGACACCAUGCCGGGGACGUGGGACACCUUGUUCCCGGGCAGCACGUGGGUGCCGCUCGUACCCUCAACCGGCGGCAGCGGAGCGGGGACACCAGCGUCCGGAUUGACGCGGAAUGCUUCUACACCCAACCUCGAGGCACUUGGGCGCAAGGCUGACCCAUUUGCGGACCUAGGUCUGUUUUAA
This is a messenger RNA of Dermacentor silvarum, 2313 nucleotides long. Its product is annotated as cyclin-G-associated kinase-like. Lineage: Eukaryota; Metazoa; Arthropoda; Arachnida; Ixodida; Ixodidae. Bases 7 to 2313 code for a protein of 768 amino acids. Gene Ontology annotation, molecular function: phosphatidylinositol-3,4,5-trisphosphate 3-phosphatase activity. Gene Ontology annotation, biological process: dephosphorylation. The transcript has 14 exons. The record is from RefSeq and is a predicted model, not a curated record. Gene Ontology annotation, cellular component: cytosol.